Leptosia nina is the source of this 2136-nucleotide messenger RNA. The record is from the annotation of a GenBank genome assembly. Lineage: Eukaryota; Metazoa; Arthropoda; Insecta; Lepidoptera; Pieridae.
AUGGUUCCCCAACAGCAAAGAAGGAGGCGUCGUCGAGCGGUUUUGUCUCGGAAUGCUGAGAGACGAGUAGUGGUAGCGAGAGGAUCUGGUGGAUUUGGUUUUACUAUCGCCGGACAACGACCAUGUGUAGUUUCAGCAGUUGCACCCGGUGGGCCAGCAGAAAGAGCUGGUCUUUGCACUGGGGAUGCGUUGUUGGCUGUAGAUGGCGCGAGCGUUGCCCGAUCACCUCAUGCCAAUGUGGCCAGGAUGAUAGCAGCCGCAGACGGGCCCAUUGCACUGUCAGUAGCACCGAGAGAGACACCACCUACGGACACGGAGGAUACAGAACCUGAGGAGCGUGCAAGAACUCGCAGGCGAUAUCCACCACCCAGACGUAGGCCGCAACCCGCUGUUUUACAUCAUCCCGGUUGUCACGCACACGCUGCCUCAACGACAACGGGUAUUAGUGAGAUUAUACAAAACUUAAGUCGAGCUCAGCUUGCCCCAAAUCAAGUUGCGCGACUCGAAUGUCGUACAGUUGUCGGUUACUUAGGAACAAUUGAAACACCACAGUCGACAUCGAAUUCUGCUCCAGAAAAUGUAAAAACCGCUGUGAGAAAACUUCGUCAGGAAAGACGAGCUGCUACGCCAGUACUACUGUCAGUGCUUCCUAGCUCCUUGCUGCUUAGACGUCCUUCAGGACAAAUCCUCGCUCAGUACCGACGAGAGAGGAUUGUGUAUGCUGGAUGUGGGUCAGAUGCAGAUAGAAGAUUUUUUGGACUAGUAACAGCUGCGGAGCUCUCGGAGUCAGAGAUUGAAGCGUCACAUUCCUGUCACGUGUUUGUGGUUGAUCCCCGAAUGGCUGAACACGACGUUCAUGUCUCUCGAGCUCGAGAAUUUCAGAUAUCGUGUACACGGGACCCUGUUGCCGAGCGGUGUUUGGAGUUUCCACCGUCAGCGGAGUACGUGGUGGGAGUUAUUCGCGGAAUGUAUUCUUUACCUCCCGAUGAUUGUGCCAGCCCUGUACUUCAACAGAUAUCAAAAUUGGCAAUCAAGAGUGAUAGUCCCGCUCCGAGCGACUUCUCAAGGUCUAAUCGGCCCAUGUUUAGACCGUUACGCGAGAGGAGGCCGUGCAGACACGAAGAGAUUAGAAUGGAGCCAGAUUUUGUGGCGAAUUCUCCUCAACCCAGUAAUCACAGUGAAAUAACGACCACCUCAAGUAAUAGUGAUUCUGGAAUUGGCUUUCAUAAUGAUUGCAGAAAUGUUGCUGAUAGAAUUUUGGUUGUAGAUUUUGCCAAUCAACAGUCCUCGCAAAAUCGAUUUCAUCAAGAAUUGCCACGACCGGUAGGUUUAGUCGGCUGCAGCAGUUUCGACGCAGACGGGUCAUUUCUGUCUAAUACUACUCCCGUCGUCGACGGAUUCGGUGGACAGGGCCGACCUCUAAACUUGGACGACGUCAUUCUAAAUGCGAACGAUCUCGCUCGUCACGUCAGUCCGAGAAACGAAGACGACAAUUACAAUUACAAUAAUAUCUAUGGCAACAUUCCAUCCACUUCCCGAGGGUUCAAUGGUGCCGUUUAUGACCAGGUGUACACAGAGAACGAAGGGCAUUACGAGUUUAUUCCGUCGAACUUGGAAGUGGACGAAUUAGAUCAAGCCGCGGAGACGUUCAAUUAUGUGGAGACAUAUGAGGACCGUUCGCGUCAUCCUGAUUAUCAUUCGAACGAGUCAGUUGAAAAUGUAACGGUCAUUUCUGGUCUCAGUAAGGCUAGUAUGGACACCGUGUCCGUAUAUUCAUCGAGGAGUCACGAGGAGGCACGGCCGACUCGACGUAAACAUUUACAGGCUUCGCUGGAUGAUAUGCUUGUUUUGGGGAUGAGGGAUCAACCGCUUCCAGAAGACAAAGACGAAGGAAAAUUUCUUCAUCCAGGUGCAGUUAAGUGCAAGGUCCGCAAAUCAAUAAAGCCACUCAACCUUCUUUCAAAAACAAAAAAUAUGCUGACGGGAAAAAGUGACAAACGGCCUGAAGACGAAGGACGACGAAGAUCGUUGAGCGCAAGCGCAGGAGAUGUCUCCCAUUCCGAUGAUGCGUUGACGGCCACUGCCAGCGAACCGGAUUUGAGGGAUGCACAGGUCAGGCCUUAUUUUCUACCUUAA